Camarhynchus parvulus is the source of this 5451-nucleotide messenger RNA. It is a transcript of the gene AMER1, whose product is annotated as APC membrane recruitment protein 1. Lineage: Eukaryota; Metazoa; Chordata; Aves; Passeriformes; Thraupidae. Gene Ontology annotation, biological process: regulation of canonical Wnt signaling pathway. The record is from RefSeq and is a predicted model, not a curated record. Gene Ontology annotation, molecular function: phosphatidylinositol-4,5-bisphosphate binding; beta-catenin binding. Gene Ontology annotation, cellular component: plasma membrane.
CCUCGCGCGGCCUGAGGGCUGGGCCGGGGCCGCGGUCCCGGGGGUGCCGCGGUGCCGCCGCCGCCGCCCGCCCGCCGGUCGGCGGUGAUGUGUCCAUCCCUGCGCCCGGAGCUCCGCGCUCCCAGAGCCGCCGCUUCCAGCUAGAUCCAAGCCCGCCCGCUGCCAUGGAAACGGGCAGCCCGGAGGAGCGGGACGGAGGGGACCGGCGGCGGCAGGAGGGCGGGGACGCCCCUCACGACAGCGCCAACGGCUCCCUGGUGGCAGCGGAGCCGCAGCAGCCGCCCCGCGGCAAGCUGAGGAAAACGGCCUUCAAGCUGUUCGGGGGCAAGCGCAGCAUCUGCACCCUGCCCAGCUUCUUCGGCGGCCGCGGCAAGAAGGGGCUCAGCAAGUGCAAGACCCACGACGGGCUGAGCAGCGCCGCCUGUGACAAGGGCGGUGUGGCACGGCCGGGCAGCCCCUCGGAGGGCGGCAGGGACGGGCAGCCCGGGCCCCUGCCCGGCUCCCGCAGUGCCCAGCUGGCCCUGGACACUGGCAGCAGGGCGGAGCUGGGCCAGCAGGACGGCUCUCCCCCCGGGAGCAUCGAGGGCUGUGACAAAAAGCCCAACGGGGAGAAAUCCUUGUGCCCCAGACCCAAGAAAGGACUGAAAGGGUUUUUUAACAGCAUCCGGCGGCACCGGAAGAGCAAGGCUGCCGAGAGCGAGAAGGCAGAGCUCCCUGAGUGGAACGGGGACACCGAGGAGGCCGGGAAUGCCCCUGGGAUGGGAGCGGAGAGCCGAGGGGCCGUGGAGGGCAGGGGAGCAGCCGUCCCUGAGGCCACAGCUGGCCCAGGGGACUCAGGGGGUGACUCCAGCUGUGGUGAGGCCACUGAGCCCACGGGCCCCACAGUGGAUGGAGGCACCUCCGAGGGUGACACGAUGGCCAUGCCAGGGAACGGGGACAUUCCAGAUGCAAAAUCGGAGCCUGAGGCUGCUGCCUGUGCUGAGUUUGACCGUGAGAGUUUGCUGCUGGCCUUCCACCCUGACUUCAUGGACAAUGAGCCUCCCUGCCUGCACUCUGGCGACCUGCUGAGCCUCAUGCUGGGGGACGUCACCUCUCUGAAGAGCUUUGACUCGCUGACGGGCUGCGGGGACGACAUCGCCGAGCCCGACAUCGCCGAGAGCAGCAUCUCGGUGGAGCGCAGCCGCGACGCCGCCAAACGCAGCUCCUGCCUCGUCACCUACCAGGGCGGCGGCGAGGAGAUGGCCAUCCCUGAGGAGGCUGAGGAGUACCUGCACCAGGUGUGGGACAGCGGCGUGCCGGGGGACAGGAGCUACGGGGCCCAGGUGUCCAGCAGCAGCCUGGAGACACACACCUCUCACGAGGCUGAUGCCCACCCCUACAUGGGGGAUGCCAUGGACGGCGUUGACCUCCUGACGCCCCAGAGCGACCAGCAGGAGUCUGCCCCGAACAGUGAUGAGGGGUAUUAUGACUCCACCACACCAGGGCCGGAGGAUGAGGCUGGAGAGGAGCUCAAGAAGGACCGACUGCCCCGGGACAGCUACAGCGGCGAUGCACUUUACGAGUUUGACACCCUGAUGAGCCCCUCUCAUGGGGAGGAAUCCCUGUUCGAGGGCAAAGUCCCACGCCAGGGCAUCUUCAGCUACUUCAUGGACUUCUGCCUCCCUGCUGAGAAGAGCCUCAUCCAGCAGAUGAUGGAUCAGAAAAGAGGGCUGAUGGAAACUGAAGAAGAGGGGCUUGCAGCCAUUCAGAAAGAGCUGCUGUACUGGGAGCUGCAGAGGGAGCCAGUCCUGAAACGCCUGGAUGUCUCCAGCAAGGAGAAGUGUCCCCGGGAAAAGCAGUGCAUUGAAUGUAAAACCAGAGCAGCCAGCUCCAUUGGCAAGAGUCAGAGUGGCCUUGGGAGUGAGCAGGUGGCCUCCCACACCCCAAGCCGGGCUGUCAAUGGUGGGGUUGCAGUGGCUAGGGCUGAAAAUCCAGAGUGGAGGGAUUUCCCAGGGGCUCUGUGUCUGGAAAACUGUUACAACAGCCAAAAAGCCCCCGGAAGUUGCCUUAUUCAGCUCACAAAGAACAACCCGGGGUUUGAUGCAGACCUGGACUGUGGGAUGUUUGGGGACCCCAUCCAUGGCAGUGUGGCCCCAGCCAAGGCAGGGAUGUUCCCUGGGUUCAGGCUGCCCGAGCAGGAGCAUGGCGGCGGAGCAGAGCCCGGCCCCGGUGAGCCCCAGGUGGGCAGCGAGCCCGAGCACGCUGUGAGCUUCUCUCAGGCUCUGGUGGAGUUUGCCAGCAGCGGGACCCUCUUCUCCAGCCUCUCUGAGAGCCUGGGGAGCUCGGCCUCCAGCUCGUCCUUCACCCAGAACCUCCCUGCCCUCCCCACCAUGGUCACCUUCGACGUGGUGGACGUGGAGCAGGACGGGGAAGGGGAGUGUGAGCAGCACGCGGAGCUGACUGCGGGCGAGGACAUCGCCGAGGCCUUUGACGAUGGCUACGGACAGAAAGAGUCCUUGGCUGAAUGUGACGAGAGAAUGUCCCUGGGCUUCUCGCCGGGCUCCUUCCAGAGCUGCAACUGGGGGGUGGCCAGCCUGCCCCGCCACCUGCGCCUGCACGGGCUGAGCCCCUCCAUGCCCGCGCCGCUCUCCGUGGACCGGCGGAGCCGCUCGCUGGACACCGAGAGCCUGGAGUUCGAGCUGGCCGAGCCGCAGGGGGCCCGCAGCGCCCCCCAGCCCUGCCGGCUCUGGGCCAGGCACGACGCUGGCAGGAAGGACUCUGCCGGAGCCAGGAGGAGCAGGAGCAAGGAGGAGGGUGAGCUGGUGGCUCCCGAGGGUGGCUUGAGCUGGCCGGGCCUGCGGCACCUCCAGCACGGCCCCGAGGCGGCUCCCGGCGGGAUGGAGCUCUGGGACUUGGCUCCGGCUGGCGCUGUGGAGAGCGUGUGGGAGCCGUCGGAGCCGCCGGACACCGUGUCCCCUUUCCUGCCUCUCUCCCGCGGUGGCAUCGGGGAGGCUCCGGAGAGGCGGCCCCAGGAGGCAGAGCUGAGCAGGCUCCCGCUCCGGCCCUCCAACCUCCCCCUGCAGCCCGAGGCGAGGCGGCCGGAGGCGGCCGGGUCCUUCCGCUACCACGGGGAUGUCCCCAAGCUGUCCCGCUUGUUACCCCUGGGAGAGGCAGAGCUGCCCCCCAGCUUUGGCUUCGCCUGCUCCCCAGAGCACCGUGCCAGGGGCAAACCUGUGGGCAUCGCCCAGGGCGUGCCACAGCAUCCUGGGAAUGGCAGCGGGGACACCGAGAGCCCGGAGCGCUGCACCGAGCCCCUCAAGGGCAGGGCCACCCCGGGGCACGGCGCCUGCCGGGGCACCGUGUGCAGUGUCACCGAGGCUGAGUAGCUGCAGGAAUGUCACCGUGUCACCCAGCUGAGGGGUAGCAGGAAUGUCACCGUGUCACCGAGGCUGAGUGUCUGCAAGAAUGUCACUGUCACCAAGCCAAAACGCUGCAGGAAUGUCACCAUGCUGAGGCUGCUCUGGGCAGGGCUGAAAGGGGAGCAAAGGGAGGGAGAAAACCAGGAGCAGUUUGGGGAGGACUUGAGUUAAGCUGGGCUGAUGCUCCUCUCCUGCAAACAUCCGUGGCCUUGCCCCUGUGGAUGCUCUGGAAGCAGCUUGGAGCUGCCUCCAGGAUUCCUUCAUCACCACUGAGGCACUUUCUGGUUUUCCAGCCCUCUCCAACACCAAGUGCAGCAGCAGCAGCCCCUGGCAGAAGCUGGGGAUGGACCCGCUGCUGGUGUGGCAGGUUGGGGUUUGUGCAGGACUGGGGCUGGGGGAACAGGCCUUGGGCAGAGUUCUGAGGGAAAUGGGGCUGUUUUCUUGUGGAUGAAACGUUUUGGUUCAGACUCACUUUGAAUGUCUUCCAGCCCGGGCUCAGUGUGGGGAGCAGGGAGGUGCUGCUUGUUCCAGAGCAAGGAUGGGGCGAGGCAGCUGGAAAGGGGAACUUUGCAGCCACGUUUUUAUUUAUUUGAUUUGUCCUUACCCCAAAGGAAAGCAGGAGCUUUUGUGUGCGUGCUGAUAACGUUCUCCAGGUCUAGUUUCAGUUUGCUCAGAAAGAUGUGCUGUCCAUGGUGUCCCUUUGAAGAACAAAGUGUUGGUCCCUUCUUCGUUGUGGUCUGUCUUGCCGGUGCAGAAUUCCUGGUGGAAUCCUUUCCUGUGCUUUGUCCUGGGCUCCUGGCCUCUCCAGGGCCAUGGGGACAGGGAUGAGGCCUUUGAAAUAAGCUAAAUUUGCAUCAUGCCUGUAGCUGUGAAGUGGCAGAUGAUGUUACUUUCUCAAAAGGAAGCUUUGUGGCUUUUUAAUUUUAUUUUAUUAUUUUAAGGUUGUUUUCUUUGCAUAAACCCACAGGAGGAAAGUUUUGUGUUCCUUGGAAUUUGGGAUGGACCGCAGCUGCAUUGGGCUUCACUCCUGUCUGGAGGGAACAAAAAACCUGGAAGCUGCUGGAGGGUUGGGAAUUUUUGCCUCUUUGAAGGAACGUGGAGGAGGAACACAAGCUGAGGGGACAGACUCUGUCCUGUGAGCUCCUGUGACAUCUGUUCAGGCUCCUGGUCCCCUCUGUGAUCCCAAACCCCCAAUCCAUGACACAAAGCUGCUUCCCUGUCCUGUCCAAGCUCUGUGUUCUGAUUUAAUUCCAUUACCAGUGAUUUUUUAUUUCCCCCCACCUCAUUGCCCUUUCUCUAUUUUUCUUUGUAGCAGAGUUUGUAGCAUUCAAAAAAAAAAAAAUCCCAAAGUGGAAAUACUGGAGUUUUACCACAUUUGUGGAGUGAGGGAUGGCUCUGCUUGGGCCAGACUCGAUUUUCCUGCUGAGUCCUGCCCUGCUGGGUCACCCUCCUGCUGCUCUCCUGCUCCACAUGGAUGUGGCUCCAUCAGCUGCCAUCCCUGGAUUUCCAGGCACAAGGAGCUGAUUUGGGUUCGAUGGGUUUUUUCCCCCCCAAGCAAAAUGAGGUCUUGAUAUUCCUUUUGAGAAAAGAUUCCUUCUGCCUUGUCCUUGGAUGUGUGGGAAGGAGCAGGGCAGGCAGGGCCAGGCUUGGUUCAGCCUCUGUGUGUGCUGUGAUUGUCCUGCUGAGGCUGAGCACAUCCAUCUGUGCAUCCAGGGGCUCAGACCUGGAUUUUUCCCUGUUUUCCUGGCAGCCCUGCUGCAGGGAGUCCACAGGAACCUGCUGUGCCAUGGUUCUGUUCCCUCAUCCCUCUGGGACACCAGGGAGGGUUUUCUGGGACACACCUGGCUCCUGGUGCCACUGCCACCCCUGGAGAGGACAAUGUGGUGAAAGUGCCCUCGCUGGGGGAUUGUCUCCCCUCAUUAGCACAGCUGCUAAUGAACAUGGGAAAUCCCUCCCUGGAGCAAGGACAGGGCCAGCUCUGUGCCCAUCUCACCCCAUCCCAGCACACAGACCACGGGCACACCCUGCUGGGGACACCACGGGGCCACUGUCA